AUGCCUGCUGCCAACGCCAUCCUCGACGAAACGAUGAGAAUCCAUUCAUCCUCAUCAACCCAUAUCUUCAUGCGCGAAACAAUUUGCUCAAGCCCAUUGACGGCGAAAAUCACGGCUACGAUUAAUGUCGAAUACACCAACACCAUGGAGCAUGUGGAGAGAGGUGGCAACGAGAUGCCAGGGAAGUACAAGGGCAACGACCGCUGUGCCGGCUCCGUUGCGAGCAUGCAGGAUAUCGAGCAAUCCCUGGUCAAUAUUGCUGGCUACAACUCUGGUGGUGUAAAUGCCCCAUGUCCCCAAGGCGGCAAAAUGCCGACGAGAACUAGAGCAGAAAUAAAAACAGGCAUGACGCCCGCUCUUGGCACUGUUACGCGCAUCACGGGAUGGCAAGCUAUGGUUGGUCAGGCUUGCUUCCCACAGCUCUGA
This is a messenger RNA of Drechmeria coniospora, 426 nucleotides long. RefSeq lists its product as uncharacterized. The record is from RefSeq and is a predicted model, not a curated record. The transcript has a single exon. NCBI's taxonomy places the organism in Eukaryota, Fungi, Ascomycota, Sordariomycetes, Hypocreales, Ophiocordycipitaceae. Bases 1 to 426 code for a protein of 141 amino acids.